CAUUUAAGGACAUGCGGACAUCUGUUAAGUGUAAACAAAGUCAGAUGUUGUUAUGAACGUGUACGUGUCCUUUGUUCCGUACGUUAUGGAAAGCUACCGUACUUUUCCACACAGAGGUUUAGCCGUAUAGUCCAUCCAUAGUGUUUUACAUCCACAGUCAGCGGCGCCAAUGUCAUCGUUCUAUGAUUGGCUGACAGCCAAAGGACUUUAAAAGGAUCUGAUUGGCUGUCACCGAAGGGGCACGUACGACUGGAAAGUAGCGUCAGUACAUCGCGUGCCCUGCGUGUCUUGUGACGUAGUGUGACGUAGUUCAAGCAUAAAGCCCAGUUGCUCGCCGCCUUCCUUGAAUGAAGUUGGAGCGAAGAGAAAUCCAGUUGCUGUAUAAAGCAUUUUAAAAGAGUGUAAACAUAAGGGCUAUUUCUCUGACCACGUUUUCAAAAGUUGUCUUCCUUGAGUGAAUAACGCUGUCUAUAAAAGAAAAGAACAUGAAAUUCAUCAUAGGCAUCGGAGGAGUCACCAAUGGUGGAAAAACCACCUUAACUAAUAAACUGAUCAAGACGUUGCCCAACUGCUGUGUUGUGCACCAAGAUGACUUUUACAAGUGAUCACAGCUCUGGACAUGGAGGCCAUGACAAACACAGUCAAAGGAUGGAUGGAGAACCCAGUAAAGUUCGCUCGUUCUCACGGCGUUACGCUGUCCCCCGCUCCUGAUGUGGCUGACCCUGACAAUCAGACUCACAUUUUGAUUGUAGAGGGCUUUCUGCUCUACAACUACGGGCCCCUGCUGGAUGUUUUUGACAAAAGCUAUUACAUCACCAUUCCCUACGAGGAGUGCAAAAGAAGGAGAAGUACAAGGCAGUACACCGUCCCUGACCCCCCAGGCCUGUUUGAUGGCCAUGUUUGGCCAAUGUACCUGAAGCACAGGAGAGAAAUGGAAAACAGUGGUAUCACUAUUGACUACCUGGAUGGUUUGAAAACAAAAGAGGACAUCUACAACCAAGUGUAUGAAGACAUCCAGAACAACCUGCUCAACCGUUUAUAGCAGGAAGACUCUGAUCUGUCUGUACAGUAUUUGUAAAUAUUGUGGGGAUUUUUUUCUUUCUAAUGUUUUUGGUUAUUUUUGUAUAUAUAGUAGAACCAUUUUAACUUAUCAUUGUACUUUUUUUUUUUAAAUCAUCUUUGAUUGGUGUUUUUUUUUUUUCAUUUGUUUGUUUAAAAGAUGAUUGUUUUAACUGAUUCUGUUGUUUUAAAACAUGAACUUGCACUGGACGGUUGACGAGAACAUUGUCCUACAAUCCUACAGAAUAAACAUUGACUGCUGUAUCACUGAUACAGUGCAUUAAUCAA
Cynoglossus semilaevis (tongue sole) is the source of this 1347-nucleotide messenger RNA. RefSeq names its product muscle-specific beta 1 integrin binding protein (gene mibp). Bases 620 to 1042 code for a protein of 140 amino acids. Lineage: Eukaryota; Metazoa; Chordata; Actinopteri; Pleuronectiformes; Cynoglossidae. The record is from RefSeq and is a predicted model, not a curated record. The transcript has 7 exons.